Messenger RNA from Dipodomys ordii (Ord's kangaroo rat), 980 nucleotides. RefSeq names its product proteasome (prosome, macropain) activator subunit 1 (PA28 alpha) (gene Psme1). NCBI's taxonomy places the organism in Eukaryota, Metazoa, Chordata, Mammalia, Rodentia, Heteromyidae. The record is from RefSeq and is a predicted model, not a curated record. The coding region runs from base 87 to 836 and encodes 249 amino acids. Gene Ontology annotation, biological process: regulation of G1/S transition of mitotic cell cycle; positive regulation of endopeptidase activity; regulation of proteasomal protein catabolic process. The transcript is spliced from 11 exons. Gene Ontology annotation, molecular function: endopeptidase activator activity. Gene Ontology annotation, cellular component: cytoplasm; nucleoplasm; proteasome activator complex.
CGCUCCGCAAGGAGGCCGCGCGCGUGGCCAGCUUCGCUUUCACUUUUCCUUCCCUUGCCAGUCCCUACCCCUCUCCCGCCCCGGCCAUGGCCAUGCUCAGGGUCCAGCCCGAAGCCCAAGCCAAGGUAGAUGUGUUUCGGGAAGACCUGUGUGCUAAGACAGAGAACCUGCUUGGGAGCUAUUUCCCUCAGAAGAUUGCUGAGUUGGAUGCAUUUUUAAAGGAGCCGGCACUCAAUGAAGCCAACCUGAGCAAUCUGAAGGCUCCAUUGGACAUCCCAAUACCAGAUCCAGCUAAGGAGAAAGAGAAGGAAGAGCGGAAGAAACAACAGGAGAAGGAAGACAAAGAUGAAAAAAAGAAAGGGGAAGAUGACGACAAAGGUCCUCCCUGUGGCCCAGUGAACUGCAAUGAAAAGAUUGUGGUCCUCCUGCAGCGCCUAAAACCUGAGAUCAAAGAUGUCACUGAGCAGCUCAACCUGGUCACUACCUGGUUGCAGCUACAGAUUCCUAGGAUUGAAGAUGGAAAUAAUUUUGGAGUGGCUGUCCAGGAAAAGGUGUUUGAGCUGAUGACCAGCCUUCAUACCAAACUGGAAGGUUUCCAUACUCAAAUCUCUAAGUAUUUCUCUGAACGUGGUGAUGCAGUGACAAAAGCAGCCAAGCAGCCCCAUGUGGGUGAUUAUCGGCAGCUGGUGCAUGAGCUGGAUGAGGCAGAGUACCAGGACAUUCGGCUGAUGGUCAUGGAGAUCCGAAAUGUUUAUGCUGUGUUGUAUGACAUCAUCCUGAAGAACUUCGAGAAACUCAAGAAGCCCCGGGGAGAAACAAAGGGGAUGAUCUACUGAGAGCCUCUUCUCUCAUUUUGUGACAGCUUGUCCCUGCUUUUUUUGAAUCAAGGACUCCAGGCCUUUCCCCUAACUUCUUCCCGUUGAGGUUUCUCCCUCAGUUUGUCUCCCAGACACAAUAAAUACAGUCAUUGUUGCCCACCA